GAAGAAUCUCAGCUAACAACUAUAUCUUCCCAAGCCCAACCUUCUCCUCCCUAUCCUCAUAUUUCUGCUCUGAUUUUUUCAUCUGCUGCGCUUUGUGCAUCCAUUAUUUCUUCACUUUACUUUGUAUUAUCAACAAUUGCAGCAUUCCAACAAAGACGCAGUCCAGCAUCAUAUGCAAAUCCUUGGCUAGCAAAAGCGGGCUGAUCUACAUUAGCACGCUCCCAAGCUCCCAGAGUAGCAUCAUCAUCAGCAAGACCUGCUUGCCAUUCCUCCUCGAAUUCCUCCUCGAAUUCCUCCUUUUCACACAACAAUAUAACACAAAAUGGCUUUCCGACAGCGACUCGCGAAGCCUCUUCUAUACACGACAGGAGCAGCAACUCUUGGAAGUGGUAUUCUGUACUACAGCUACCGGCCGCGAAACAUCCCUGGAUCCGACCCCGCCGUAGUUUCUCCUCCCGGCUAUGGGGCAGAAGGCGGAUUCCGCCCUCCACGAUUUCCCAAAGUCAAAACUCGAGAUGAACAAAUCGCAGAUCUGAAGCGCAGUGGUGGAAGCAAAGGCGUUGGAUUGUUGAAAUCUGCAGACGAUGCUGCACCACAGAAUGAUGCGGAUGUCUACGACUUGCUGGUAAUUGGUGCGGGGGCUACAGGUGCGGGAAUUGCUCUGGAUGCUGCGACGAGAGGAUUGAAGGUUGCAGUCGUCGAGAGAGAUGAUUUCAGCAGUGGAACGAGUAGUAAGAGUACAAAAUUGGUGCAUGGAGGUGUGCGAUAUUUGGAGAAGGCAGUUUGGGAGUUGGACUACAAUCAGUAUGCGUUGGUCAAGGAGGCAUUGAGGGAGAGGAAAUUCUUCUUGGAUACUGCACCACAUUUGUCGAGUUGGUUGCCGAUCAUGUUGCCUUUGGAUAAGUGGUGGAAAGCCCCAUACUACUGGGCCGGAACGAAAUGUUACGACUUCUUGGCCGGGUCGGAGGGAAUUGAGAGCUCGUACUUCUUGACCAGGAGUAAAGCUUUGGAUGCCUUCCCUAUGCUGAAGAAAGACAAUUUGGUGGGAGCACUGGUAUACUACGAUGGAGCACACAACGAUUCGAGGAUGAAUGUGUCACUGGCUAUGACUGCUGCGUUGUACGGCAGUACAGUUGUCAAUCACAUCGAAGUUACCGGUCUGGAGAAGGAUGCGAAUGGACAGCUCUGCGGAGCCCGUGUCAGGGACCUGGUGCAAGACAAGAAUGGAAAGAAGCCAGAUGAAUUUGUCAUUCGGGCCAAGGGCAUCAUUAAUGCGACCGGACCCUUCACAGAUGGCAUCCGUAAAUUUGAUGAUGAAACAGUCAAGGACAUUGUCGCGCCCAGUUCUGGAGUCCACGUAAUCCUGCCCGGAUACUACAGUCCUCAAAAGAUGGGACUCAUUGAUCCCAAGACCUCCGACGGAAGAGUUAUCUUCUUCCUUCCAUGGCAAGGAAACACGAUUGCAGGAACAACCGACUCCCCCACCGAAAUCUCCCAGAAUCCCGUUGCAAAAGAAGCAGAAAUCGACUGGAUUCUAUCCGAGAUCCGUCACUACCUGUCCCCAGAUAUCAACGUCCGCCGAGGUGAUGUCCUAGCGGCCUGGUCUGGUAUCCGACCUCUCGUUAAGGAUCCCAAUGCGAAGAAUACUGAAUCCCUUGUCCGGAAUCAUCUCAUCAAUGUUUCCCCAUCUGGACUUCUCACCUGUGCAGGUGGAAAAUGGACCACCUACCGUCAAAUGGCUGAAGAGGCUGUUGAUGAAGCCAUUAAGACCUUCAAUCUCCAAACCGGUCCUGUGAGGAACGCCCCCGACAUUAGCGGCACAGAGCAAGUCGACGACGGCGCUCGCCUAAACGGUACUUGCCAAACGCACCAAGUCAAACUUGUCGGUGCCCACGGCUUCUCCAAAACCCUCUUCAUCAACCUCAUCCAGCAUUUUGGAGUUGAGACAGAUAUCGCUAAGCAUUUGACGGAAUCCUACGGUGAUCGUGCCUGGACUGUCGCAGCUCUCAGCAGUCCGACAGAACGACGUUUCCCUGUCCGAGGCGAGCGAAUCAGCCCGCUUUAUCCAUUCAUUGAUGGAGAAGUCAGAUAUGCGGUCAGACACGAGUAUGCACAGACAGCUGUUGAUGUUUUGGCAAGGAGGACAAGACUGGCGUUCUUGAAUGCCCAGGCUGCUCUCGAGGCUGCGCCAAAGGUUAUCGAUAUUAUGGCGCAGGAGCUGAAGUGGGAUUCGAAGCGGAAGGACCUUGAAUGGACUGACACCGUCAAAUUCCUCGAGUCCAUGGGCCUCCCGAAAUCCAAGCUCACCGCAACCCGCAAGCAAGUCGAGAGUGGAAAGCUGUCCUUUAAAGACAGUAUCGAGUACAAGAUGUACUCCAGGCAUGAUCAACCAAAUGAUGAGCUCGAGAGUGAUGCGAAGCAGAGCCCGAUAUUGAAGCCGGGAAGUAGAGCAGAGGCGUAGGUUGUGAUUGGGAAAUGGGGUUAGCUGAUGGACCAGUUCUUGAGAUGGAACGAGAUCCGAAGAGAGAAAUGAUUGGAUAGCAAAACAUUGGAUAGCAAAGAUGGCAGCCGCGAAUCGGUUUGCAUAUGUACAUAUUCCCCCGCGCGCGUGUACUGCACAGGGCAAAAACGGGCUAGGACGGCGGGUGUUCCGGUUACAGUACUGGGUUCGAGGCGAAUCGAAUGAUAAUUCUGCUUGAAAUACCAA
Cadophora gregata is the source of this 2707-nucleotide messenger RNA. RefSeq names its product mitochondrial glycerol-3-phosphate dehydrogenase. The record is from RefSeq and is a predicted model, not a curated record. Gene Ontology annotation, biological process: glycerol-3-phosphate metabolic process. The coding region runs from base 323 to 2461 and encodes 712 amino acids. The transcript has 2 exons. Gene Ontology annotation, cellular component: glycerol-3-phosphate dehydrogenase (FAD) complex; mitochondrion. Lineage: Eukaryota; Fungi; Ascomycota; Leotiomycetes; Helotiales; Ploettnerulaceae. Gene Ontology annotation, molecular function: glycerol-3-phosphate dehydrogenase (quinone) activity.